Messenger RNA from Myiozetetes cayanensis, 1256 nucleotides. RefSeq names its product cyclin O (gene CCNO). The record is from RefSeq and is a predicted model, not a curated record. The transcript has 3 exons. Gene Ontology annotation, biological process: mitotic cell cycle phase transition; regulation of cyclin-dependent protein serine/threonine kinase activity. Gene Ontology annotation, molecular function: cyclin-dependent protein serine/threonine kinase regulator activity. Gene Ontology annotation, cellular component: cyclin-dependent protein kinase holoenzyme complex; nucleus; cytoplasm. NCBI's taxonomy places the organism in Eukaryota, Metazoa, Chordata, Aves, Passeriformes, Tyrannidae. Bases 1 to 924 code for a protein of 307 amino acids.
AUGGUGACGGCGGCGAGAGGAGGGCGAGGUAGCGGCAGCGGCACCCCGGAGCGGCGGGGGCCCGGCGGCUCCCCCGAGUGCUGCCCGCGCCGCCCGCCGCGGCGGCGGCGCCCGGGGACGCCGGCGGGGGCCGUGGGGGACAGCCCGCAGGAGCUGCAGGCUUUCCGUGACUACGGAGAGAGCUGGUACCGCUCCCGCAAGAGGCUGGAGAGCCGCUUUCAGCCGCGGGAGCCGCUGGCCCGGCAGCCGCAGGUGACGGCGGAGGCGCGCUGCAAGCUGGUCAGCUGGCUCAUCCCCGUGCACCGGCACUUCGACCUCUCCUUCGAGGCCCUGUGUCUGGCCGUCAACAUCCUCGACCGCUUUCUCGCCACCACGCCCGUGGCCGCCGACUGCUUCCAGCUGCUAGGGGUAACGGCGCUGCUCAUCGCCUCCAAGCAGGUGGAGGUGCACCCUCCCAGCGUGAAGGAGCUUCUCGCCCUUUGCUGCGACGCCUUUACCCGCCAGCAGCUCCGCAACCUGGAGUGCAUCGUCCUGCACCGCCUGGGCUUCGACCUGGCGGCGCCCACCGUCAGCUUCUUCCUGGAGCACUUCAGCCAGGUGCGGCUGGAGGCGCGGGGGGCCGACGUGGCGGAGGCGGCGGACGCCCGGAGCCUGGCGGGGAGCGUCGCGGAGCUCAGCCUGGCCGACUACGCCUUCACCAAAUACGCGCCGUCCCUGCUGGCCGCCGGCAGCCUGGGGCUGGCGGACCGGCUACUGCGACACCGCAGUCCCCUGGACCUGAGAGUCAGCGGCUACCCAGAGGAGCUCCUGCGGGACUGCAUGGACCAGCUGCAGCUCCUAGUGUCUCUGAACGGGCGGUCCUUGCCGCUCCUCCUGCCCCCAGAGGUGGCCCAGAAGUGCCACUGGCUGGGGCGUGACGUCUGAUGGCGAGUGGCAGCGGCGGCCGCGCCAGCCCUCGCACUCUCGGCGUCCGCAGCGCUGGGCGCUGGCUACGCUCUGGCUUUAGCGUCUGUGCUCCGUACAGUCGGUGCAGAGUCUGAUCCUCUAAGCCUUAGUGUCACUUGAGUUUGAAAAUUAGAUGACGUUUUGCAAAUGAUGUUAUGUGUCGUGUCAGCUGUAGUGUCCCUGUACUGUUUGUUUCGGUAGUUUUUAAAUCCAGCAUGUAAAUAAUACAUUGAAUCUCACGUACUGUGUUAUUUAUUUGGAGGAUGGUGCAUAAAGAUAACGGUGAAAGGAUACACUGAAUGUUGAAUAAA